Messenger RNA from Miscanthus lutarioriparius, 2430 nucleotides. The record is from the annotation of a GenBank genome assembly. Lineage: Eukaryota; Viridiplantae; Streptophyta; Magnoliopsida; Poales; Poaceae.
AUGCUGCUCCUCCAGCUGCUUUUGCUGCUCUCUGCCACCGCAACCAACAGUGCAACCGCUUCCUCGCCAAGCCAGCCAAGCCAUAAUGGUGACGAAGGAGCUCUUCUCGCUUUCAAGGCAAAGAUGUCCGGCCACUCUGGCGCGCUGGACUCGUGGAACAAGAGCACCAGCUACUGCAGCUGGGAGGGCGUCACCUGCGGCAGGAGGCACCGGUGGAGGGUAGUAGGCCUGAACCUCAGUUCCCAGGGGCUCGCCGGCACCAUCUCCCCUGCCAUCGGCAACCUCACCUUCCUGCGCUUACUCGACCUGAGCUACAACAGCCUUCAGGGUGAGAUCCCAGCCAGCAUCGGCUCCCUCCGGCGGCUCCGAGGCCUUCACCUGGUUCAAAACACGCUCACUGGUGUCAUCCCGAGUAACAUCAGCCGCUGCAUCAGCCUCCGUGAGAUUUUCAUCCAAGACAACAAAGGCCUGCAGGGAAGCAUCCCAGUUGAGAUUGGCAGCAUGCCGGCGCUCUCGGUUCUAGCGCUGGACAACAACAGCAUUACCGGAACCAUCCCGUCGUCUCUUGGCAAUCUUUCCCGGUUGGCCGCGUUGUCCUUGGCAAUCAACUAUCUUGAGGGAUCAAUCCUUGCAGGCAUCGGCAACAAUCCAUAUCUCAAGUGGCUUCAGCUCUCUGCUAACAAUCUCUCUGGUUUGCUCCCUCCUUCCCUGUUCAACCUAUCAUCUGUUUAUUACUUUUUUGUGGCAAAUAACAAGCUGCAUGGCCGUCUACCAACUGACCUGUUGCUUCAGAUUUCCAACAAUAGCAUAUCCGGUGUCAUCCCAUCAGAUAUUGGAAAUUUGAUAGGUCUUGAGAUGCUUGAUUUUGGCAGAAACUUACUCACUGGGGUGAUACCUGAAAGCAUUGGGAAGCUUACACAAUUGCAGGGGCUAGGCCUCAAUUCAAACUACCUCUCAAGACUACCAUUCUCCAUCGGAAACCUUUCUAGUCUACUUAAACUUUAUUCAGGCUUCAACAAUUUUCAGGUGCCAAAUCCACCAAGCAUUGGAAACUUGAGCAAACUUUUAUCCCUAGAUCUGGCAAAUAGCAACCUUACUUGUUUGAUUCCUAAAGAAAUUAUGGAGCUACCCUCGAUCUCAAUGUUUCUCGAUCUGUCCAACAACAUGCUAGAGGGACCACUUCCAUUAGAAGUCGGUAGUUUGGUACAUCUCGGACAGCUAAUCCUGUCAAGAAACAAAUUGUCAGGUGAGAUACCUGAUAAUAUUGGCAAUUGCAGGGUCAUGGAAAUCCUCUUAAUGGAUGGCAAUUCAUUCCAAGGAAGCAUACCUGCUAUGUUCAAGAACAUGGUAGGCUUGACUGUACUUAAUUUGACGGACAACAAACUGAAUGGAAGCAUCCCUGGCAACCUGGCUACUCUUAUGUAUCUUGGCCACAACAAUUUAUCCGGAACAAUCCCAGAGCUUUUAGCUAAUUCAACAUCGCUACUUCGCCUAGAUCUAUCCUACAACAACUUGCAAGGGGAAAUAACAAAAGGAGUUUUCAAAAAUUUGACUGGACUAUCAAUUGUUGAGAUAGAGCUUCCAAUAGUUCCGUACAACGAUAUACUGAAAGGAACAUAUGGAUUUUCUGAAGCAAAUGUGCUUGGAAAGGGAAGAUAUGAUAUAGUAUACAAGGGCACACUAGAAAAUCAAGCCAUUGUCGUCGCCGUUAAGGGUCAAGACUUCAGAGCACUAGUCUUUGAGUUCAUGGCUAAUGGCAGCUUAGAUAGAUGGAUCCACUCAAAUUUAGAAGGCCAAAAUGGACUAGGAGCACUCAGCCUGUCACAGAGGUUGGAUAUUGCUGUGGAUAUUGUGGAUGCUUUGGACUAUCUUCACAACGGUUGCCAGCCAUCGAUCAUCCAUUGCGAUCUCAAGCCAAGUAACAUUCUUCUCAAUCAGGACAUGCGAGCUCGUGUUGGAGAUUUUGGCAUUGGUACAGUUCUAGAUGAAGCAACAAGCAAACAUCCUGUGAAUUCCAGUAGCACCAUAGGAAUAAGAGGUUCCAUUGGAUAUAUUGCUCCAGAAUAUGGAGAAGGGCUUGCGGUGUCAACUUCGGGAGAUGUCUUUAGUCUUGGCAUCACUUUGAUCCAGAUGUUCACAGGGAAGAGCCCAACGGAUGAUAUGUUUAGAGAUGGGAUAAGCUUGCAUUGUUAUGCUGAGGCAGCUCUUCCUCACAAGAUUAUGGAGAUAGCAGAUUCCAACAUCUGGAUGCAUGAUGGAGUAAACAAUAGCAAUGAUACAAGACAUAUAACAAGAACUAGGGAAUGUUUGGCAGCUGUCAUUCAGCUUGGUGUCCUUUGUUCAAAGCAAUUGGCCACGGAGCGAUUGUCAAUGAAAGAUGCUGCUGCAGAGAUGCAUGCUAUCAAAGAUAAAUAUAUUUUUACUCAAUAA